GAAAAGUAUAGAGCAUCUUGUUUUGACAGAUACAAACCUAUUGGUGCUCAAUGGCCAACUGUCACAUGCGAGGGUGGGGCUUAAGACCCCAACAGAGAAUAUGAGUAUAAACAUGAGCAUGGCCAGAGAUAACAGCCACAUGGACAGUUUUCUGUGAGUAUGUUAAUUGCUUAUUUCUCUGACCAUGACCACAUGCCACCUGGUAGCAUGACCGUUUAGAGUCAUUUAAAAUUAAAAUGACCUCGAAGUAUUUGCAAACGGUUAGGGAAUUUUUAAAUGAAGACAACCAUGGGAAGGCCAGAAGACAGCAAAUAUUCACUGAGCAGAAGAAAAGGCGGGUCUGCACAGAAUGGAGGAAAAUGUGUUCUCGUCUGGCGGCACAAAACAGAAGGAAGAAGGAGAACCAGCUGUUCAUGGAGUUAACAGCUUUGCUGCCUCUGGAUUCAAGUAUGGACGGUCAGCGAGACAAAGCGUCAGUCAUACGACUUACAAUCGCUUACUUGCACCUGAGGGGCCUUCUCAACACCCGGGACACCUGUGCACUGUCCUCUCCUUCUUCACCAGGAGUGGCUAAAUCUCAUGAAAGGGGUUUGCUUGAUUCUGCACUUGGAGGGUUCGUGGUUUUGUUGUCUUUGAAUGGCAAGGUCAUCUUCACCACAAGCGAUGUCUCUACACAUACUGGAAUUAAUCAGAUGGAUUUGAUUGGAAGAAGUUUGCUGGAGUUCUUACAUCCAUGUGAUCAGAUGGAGGUGAAGGACAUCCUCACUAGACUCAUAGGAAACCAAGGACAGCAGGAAUGUGAAGUGUUCCUCAGAAUGAAAAAUGCAGUGAACCAGAAACUGUCUCCUUGGAAAAUCAUUCAGUGCAUGGCAAAGAAGACGUCUUCUGCUACCCCAGGGUCCAGCUGUCUACUUCUUCAAUGUAGGCUGCUGCCCAUGCAGCAGUUCAUUGAGAUGGAUGCAGCGUUGAAUACAAAUACAUUUAUGAGUAUACACAGCCCAGACAUGAAGUUCACCUACUGCCACACAAGAGUUGUCAAGUUGAUCGGCUUUAGAGAUUCUGAACUGUUUGGCCAAUCCGUGUACCAGUACUAUCACCCAUCUGACUGCCAGAAACUCCGCAACGCACACAUCUGCUUGCUCUCCAAAGGACAGGUGUCGACUGGGAAAUAUCGUCUGCUGCACAGGCAAGGUGGCUACGUGUGGGCUGAGACAGAUGCAUCAGUGGUGUGCAACAGUGACACUGGUGCACCAGAGAGCGUCGUCUGCAUCAGUUACGUUCUUAGUGGCGUGGAGCAGCCCAGUUUGGCAUUUAUACUGGAGCACACAGAGCAAGUGCUGAAACCAUGUAACACAUUUUACCCAGAAUCCCAGGCUGUCCCUCUUCCACUGUUUGCAGCUCUGGUGGAUAGAGAAGACCAUAAAACGACAAAAACAAACAAUCACAACAAUUCUGUUACAAACACAAACCCUAGAGAAUCUCAAAAGGAUGUCCAUGGCUCUUCAGAUGCGACACAUAAGACAGAAGAGUGCUGCAAUUUCAACUGUGAUGUGUGCGACCUAGAUUUGGACAGUCUGGCUCCUUACAUUCCCAUGCACGGAGAAGAUUUCCCACUAACUCCCAUUUUUGAUGAGAAGUUGGACAGAUCUGAGCUGCUGUUUGACAGUGCACAUCACAACCUGACCCCUCAGAUGCUACAUUCUGAGAAAACCAUGAAGAGUCUUACACAAAAUCGACAAAGUGACAGUUAUUUUGUAACAAACCGGGUUAGUGAUACGUCUAACAUGAUGUCAACCCAGCAGCGGAAUAACAGUCUAGAUAUUGUGAAUGGAAUUACAAAGGUUCAGUAUAAUUAUCAACUCUUCUCAGCUGAAAGCGGGACGUAUCAUCAGAGGAAAGAUGCUACGAAAGUCUCACAUCUCAACAGAACUGACUGGAACAACAGUGGAUCAACAACAAGGCCAUGUGUUGAAGUCCAGAAUCAACUAGGGUCAAUGUGCAGGUCACCUGAGGUCUCCAAGAAGCCAUCUCCCUCUCAGUACAGAAGACAUCAGGCACAUGAAAUACAUCCAACACCUUUGACUCUGCCCUUGUUGAGCAGGUUGGAGUGCGAGGUCAACGCUCCUCUUGACCCGACAUCUUAUUUGCUCCAAGGAACUGAAAUUACAACCGUUCUGGACCAAGUGGUCUCAGGAAUGCCUUGGUGCUGACCUCCAAAAAUGCCAAAGAACUUAAAUACAAUUGAUCACUUUCACACACAGUUGGUCAGCAAAACAUUAUUUAAAAUAGUAACUUAAUGCCUACCUAUAAUUACAUCACAUCCAUAAGCAUAGUCUCCGUGUGCAUUACUAAAACCUGUGUGACGUGAGUGAGGUCUGUUUUUCCAUUUAAUAUUAGGUUUGGUAAAGCCUUUCUCUGCACUUGUCAGUUUUAGGUUAAGGUAUGUGAAUAUGGCGUUGCACCCUCAACCAUCUCUGUUUUAAGCAUCUUAUUAAUACAUCGUAUACAUUAAUUAAUAAACAAAGAAAUAAAUUGUUUCCAUUUAAUCAAACGGAUAAACUCUCU
Triplophysa rosa is the source of this 2565-nucleotide messenger RNA. RefSeq names its product hypoxia inducible factor 1 subunit alpha, like 2 (gene hif1al2). The record is from RefSeq and is a predicted model, not a curated record. Gene Ontology annotation, biological process: cellular response to hypoxia; regulation of transcription by RNA polymerase II. The coding region runs from base 237 to 2210 and encodes 657 amino acids. The transcript has 14 exons. Gene Ontology annotation, molecular function: DNA-binding transcription factor activity, RNA polymerase II-specific; RNA polymerase II transcription regulatory region sequence-specific DNA binding; protein dimerization activity. NCBI's taxonomy places the organism in Eukaryota, Metazoa, Chordata, Actinopteri, Cypriniformes, Nemacheilidae.